CCCAUACUUCCACCACCCUCGGGGUGACUCAUUUGCUCCACUACCACACGACAGCUGCUGCAGCGUGCAUACUUGCUGCAAUGUCGGAAUGAGCCUUCAAAGCUUCAUCCCGUGGAGGCGCCUGGCCCGCGAGUCUUCGAGGCCAACGCGCCACUUUGGACAUAGGUUGCUGGAUCUUUGCCCGCACUUCCGAGGUUCACAAGCAACCCCUUGUCACAUUCUCUUUCGGAAUCGUCUGGAACUACGCCUCCCCUGGAUCUGGGACGCGCACUCUAGACAACAGCGCUCAUCAAAGUGCGACCGACUGACUCGCGCCUCCUCUUUAUCGCCGCGCCUGGUCAAUAUCUGGCACGCUCUGCACAGUCAUGCGCGGCUCUCCAUCCGAUACCGACUCUCAAUUCUUACCAGGUUUUCGGUCGGAAGGGCGACUGUGGGCGUGAUCUGGCGAAUCGAUUCGAAUGCACGGUCGCGUGGCAUUGCAUGGGGCGAUCCGGUUGCUGCUGCGAGGCCGGGAAAAUACGGCCGUAUGAAUCGUACGCUCGACGGAAGCAACAGAUAGCAUUGACCACAGCAAUAUGAAAGCCUUAUACAACAUCUAAACUCAUUGAAAAACGUGGAUCAGGCUCGAAGUGGCUGGGCUCUCGGUCAGUGCCGAGCAGCCUGCAUCCUCCUGCGAGCGGAUCAAUGACAAUCGGCGAGGGAUGGUGGGACUGCACGCACGACGUUACUGCCGCACAGAGAAGCCGAACCCAACUGUUGCAUGUGCGCGGCGAUUCGGGAUGACGGCCAGAGGUAUCGGUGCGUGUGAAACCUGUGGAGGAUGCCCAGCGACUGGCUGCACGUGUGGAUGCUGCAUAGGCUGAUGGGCGCGCAUGGGGCGUGGGUUUACACCGAGUGCGAUGCAGGCGGUGACGAUGGAUAUAAACAGGACUGGAGUCGGGUUCUCGUCAUUGGUGUCAGAGAGGGAGAAGUGGACGCACGAAGCGCUGCGGCCAUCACGAACACCGUUCGUUUCGAGAGUCCUCCGGAAGUGCUGGGGGUCAUCGCGGCGUUGGCGUCGGGGGUUGCCGCUGGCCCAGUAUCCCAAUCGGUGAACUCUCAAUCGUGAGUGCGGAGUGCGCGGGCCCGUUGCUUGUUGUCAUACUCGGGGUUGAGAACGCGCAGUCCGGGAGGACCACCAGUGUGGCCGAGCGAGAUGCGAGUAGAAAGAUAGUGACAAGUACAAGCCCAACGAAGGAUUUGCGCAUGAUGACUGUUUUCGUGUCAAGUCGCAAAAUGGGGAGAGAGUCGUAACAAUACGGAGAUGGAGAUUGAGGAUGUCCGGCGAAAUGACCAAGAUACAUAGGUCUGUUUUUGAAGGUCAAAAGCUGUAGGCCUCACACAGCUAUCGUGCUGUAUCUCGCCAUUACAGAUCGGGAUUUGGGAUGACGUAGGCAAAAAGCGAGUGGGCAAUUGUUCAGCAAUGAUGACUCAGGUGUUCAUCCCACAGUGCUGAUCCCGCAAGCUCCAUGACAUUCGCGGUGAAAACGAGAUCCGACAUGGCGAAUGUCAGAUCACCAAUAAUACUUUGAACUAACCAUGGAAUGGCUGACGCUAGUACCACGGAUCGUGGGGUACAGCUAUCUACGCGUCCACCUGAUCUCACGAGGUCUCGAGAGUCAGAAGACAGACCAGGCCUGGUCAUCGGCACAUAGCCUAUCUUGAUGCGC
This is a messenger RNA of Mycena citricolor, 1709 nucleotides long. NCBI's taxonomy places the organism in Eukaryota, Fungi, Basidiomycota, Agaricomycetes, Agaricales, Mycenaceae. The record is from the annotation of a GenBank genome assembly.